UUUUCUUGUAUUUGGCUGACUUUUUAACAAAUCCUCAAGUUUUUUAUUUAAAAGAUGAGUGACACAGGCGAUAAUGAAAGUGUUGCACAAAGUCGAGAUGGACAAGAACAAGUUGAUGACAAUGUAGUUCCUGCUUCUGACAACGAGGAAGAGGACCCAAUUGCUGAACUUUAUGGCGAUGAACGAGAGGAAUAUGAAGAAGAGGAUGCUAAUGGUGAAGAUUUGUUUAGAGAUGAUAUGCUAAGGGAUUAUCGUGAUCAGCCAGAACUUGAUAAUCUUUCCGCAUCUGGGAUAGAUGAUACGUCUGACAUCACAGAGCUUUCCUUUGAUGCCCGAAGACGUGCUGAAAUUGCUAUGGCUAGACGCGAUCAAUUGUCGAUGGAAGAUGAGCUUUACUGGGAAGAUGGGGAUGAGUCAGCUGCUUCUCUGGCGCGACGACGAAAACGUCUAGUUCCCAGACAACCUGAAGAUGAUAUUGACGAAGAUGAUGGUGAAGUACCUAUAGAUAUUUUGGAGAACUACCAUGACCGAUCAGCACGUGAUCAUUGCAGUGAUGAAGCUGUUGGCCGUGAGAUUUUUAGACGUUUCAAAAAAUUUUUAAACUUCUUCAAAGAGCCAGUUACAAAUCAAAACAAAUAUAUUCUUGCCAUUCGACAUAUGGUGUCUGAAAAUCGUUUAUCUCUUGAAGUUGACUAUAACGAUUUAUCUAAUGAGAAUGGUGAACCACAUAUUGCAUUUUUGUUGCCAGAAGCGCCUGUUCAGGUUCUUGAACGUUUGGACCAGGCUGCUACUGCUGUAGUGACGAGGAUUUUCCCUUGGUACAAAAGAGUGACAAAUGAAGUUAAAGUCCGUGUUAAAAAUUUGCCGUCGGAAGAAGACAUUCGACUUUUGAGACAAAUUCACUUAAAUAUGUUAAUUAAAACGUCUGGCGUUGUUACAGUUACUACUGGGAUUUUACCUCAAUUGAGUGUUUUAAAAUAUGAUUGCAAAUCUUGUUCAUUUGUGCUCGGCCCUUUUGUUCAACGCCAGGAUGAAGAGACAAAACCAACAACUUGUCCAUCAUGCCAAAGUCGUGGGCCUUUUGAAUUAAAUACUGAAGAGACAAUUUACCAUAAUUAUCAAAGAAUUACUAUUCAAGAAAGUCCAAAUCUGGUAGCUGCUGGUCGUUUACCUCGUUCGAAGGAAGUUAUUCUUUUGGGUGAUUUGUGUGAUUCUUGUAAACCUGGAGAUGAAAUUGAAUUAACUGGAAUUUAUACAAACAGUUAUGAUGGAUCUUUAAAUACUCGACAGGGAUUCCCUGUUUUUAACACAGUUAUAAUUGCAAAUCAUAUUGUUAGGAAGGAUCGAUUAGAAUCUGACUCUUUAACUGAUGAAGACAUUAAAGCUAUUCGUGAACUAGCAAAACACCCACAAAUUGCACAACGAAUUUUUGCCAGCAUUGCGCCUACUAUUUAUGGACAUGAUGAUGUAAAACAAGCUGUUGGACUUGCAUUAUUUCGUGAUAUUAAUGUGCUCCUUUGUGGUGAUCCUGGAACUGCAAAAUCCCAAUUUCUUCGAUAUGUUGCGCAUCUUGCACCUCGUUCUAUUCUAACAACUGGACAGGGAGCUUCUGCUGUCGGAUUAACUGCAUAUGUCCAACGUCAUCCAGUGACACGAGAAUGGACUUUAGAAGCGGGUGCAAUGGUUUUAGCUGACACUGGUGUUUGCCUCAUUGAUGAAUUUGACAAGAUGAACGAACAAGACAGGACUAGUAUUCAUGAAGCCAUGGAACAACAAUCCAUUUCAAUUUCAAAGGCUGGCAUUGUCACUUCUUUAAAAGCUAGAUGCACAGUCAUUGCAGCUGCUAACCCUAUUGGUGGUCGUUAUGAUUCUUCUAGAACAUUUGCUGCGAAUGUUGAUUUGUCUGAGCCUAUUUUGAGUCGUUUCGACAUUUUCUGCGUUAUUCGUGAUCAACCGGACCCUGUAGACGAUGAACAUAUGGCCGAUUUUAUAAUUAAAACACACAAACGUUUACAUCCUGAUGUUCUUCAAGCAAUGCAGGAAACAGCUGAAGAACAAAAGGCCGAGACCGAAAUUGAUCCUUCAACCGGCCUUGAACUCAUUCCACAUUCUCUUCUUCGAAAAUACAUAAUUUACGCACGUGAACACAUUCACCCAGUUUUAAAUAUUGAUGAUGAAAGGAUUUCUCGUUUAUAUAGCGAUUUGCGCAAGGAAUCUGGGGAGACUGGCUCUAUGGUUAUUACAAUUCGAAAUGUUGAGUCAAUGAUUAGAAUGGCUGAAGCAAAUGCCAAAAUACAUUUACGUACUUACGUGGAUGAAAAUGAUGUUGCCUUUGCUACAAAAGUAAUGCUACAAUGUUUUAUUAACACGCAAAAGAAGUUUUGGAAGCAAUUGAGCUAUAAGAGAGAUAAUAACGAAUUGUUAUUAUUUACACUUAAACAGUUGGUGAAUGAACAAAUUGUUUAUGAAAGAGCUAGACAUGGAGGUUCUGCUUCAGAAGAUAUUGGUAUUGACACAAUUUCUGUUUCAGAAGAGGAUUUAGUUGAAAAGGCUCGUCAAUUACGAAUUGAUGCAGUUGCAGUAAGAGCAUUCUUUAAAAGCAAACAAUUUAUUUACAAUAAAUUCAAUUUUGAUGCCCAACGGAAAAUUAUUGUCAAAACAAUUGCUUAA
Messenger RNA from Meloidogyne enterolobii, 2670 nucleotides. The record is from the annotation of a GenBank genome assembly. NCBI's taxonomy places the organism in Eukaryota, Metazoa, Nematoda, Chromadorea, Rhabditida, Meloidogynidae.